CGAAUGCAAAAUAUCCCUGAAGGUUUAACAACUGAAAAUUGGGAGAAAAUGCUACAAGUCUUUGCAUCAAAGGAAUUUGUGGAACUGAGUGACAGGAAUUCAAAGAAUCGAGCAAAUCAAACACUUGUUGCAUGUACCGGACCAGUUACGUUUGCACAAGUGAACUAUGAUAUGAUUGAUGAGGAAACCGGUGAAGAACCAUUAGCUUCUGAGGCUUGGAUGGCUCAACAUGCAACUAUGAAUGACAAUAACGAGCCUCAAUGGGUCAAUAAUGAAUCAUUCCUAGCUUAUCAACAAAUAAGAAGAGUUGAAGAAGAAGUUGUACCAGUCAAUCCAAAUGUUAAUGUGUUGAAAGAGGCUUUCAAGACUCGCUCUGGUCGUAUUCCUGGUACAGGAACUGGCUGCAAGUCAAGGAGACAAGCAUCAAUCAAUACACAAGCUGGAAAAGUGGUCCAGCUUGAGGCACAAUUGGCCGCGGUGACAACAAGAUUAGAAGAACAAGCUCAACGAAAUCAAGAGCUGACAACAAGAUUAGAAGAUCAAGGAAGGCAUAAUCUAUUGUUGAACCAGAGAUUUGAGAAACUAAUGGAAAUGGUAGAAAGUCAACAACAUAUGCCAUCAUCAUCAGAAGAUACUCAAUCCGAAGAAACUCUAAGUCCGGAAGAGAGGGUUGAAGAAGAGUUUGAAAGGGAGCAACGUUAUUUGAAGGUGAUGAAUCUGAAUCGAAAGAGGAUUUCACCAACAAAAAGGUCUUCUGCUCCAAAGAAGAAGAAGUGAUUUUUGGCUUGUGCAAGGAAGAUGGGAGUGGGACAAGAAGCAUCUUUAUGGAUCAAAUUUGAGCUAUGAUGAUUCAAGAGAAACAAAUUUUUAUUCAUCAAUAUUGUUGGCCCUAUGAAUUUCAACGUAGUUAUUUUUAUAUGAUUUUGAAUAAUUAUGAUACAUUAAUUACGAUUGUUUUAGCUAUUUAUACAUUUGGAUGCUAUUGAUUUUAUUAAUAUUUGGCUUAUAUAUUCUUUAUUUAAUUUGAUGCAAAUGUGGAUGAUAUAUGGUAUUAAAAUUUAUAUAGAAA
This is a messenger RNA of Linum tenue, 1069 nucleotides long. NCBI's taxonomy places the organism in Eukaryota, Viridiplantae, Streptophyta, Magnoliopsida, Malpighiales, Linaceae. The record is from the annotation of a GenBank genome assembly.